AGCCAUCUAGCAGAACCGCGGGCAUCGGGUCACCAAGCUCGACAGCGGGCACCGAGUCAUCUGGCAUGACAGCGGGCACCAAGUCACCGGGCAAGUCAGCGGGCACCGAGCCAUCUGGCACGACAGUGGGCACCGAGUCAUCUGGCACAACAGCGGGCACCGAGUCAUCUGGCACAACAGCAAGCAACGAGUCAUCUGGCAGAACAGCGGGCAACGAGUCAUCUGGCAGAACAGCGGGCAACGAGUCAUCUGGCACGACAGCGGGCACCGAGUCAUCUGACACGACAGCGGGCACCAAGUCACUGGGCAAGUCAGCGGGCACCAAGCCAUCUGGCACGACAGUGGGCACCGAGUCAUCUGGCACGACAGCGGGCACUGAGUCAUCUGGCAGAACAGCGGGCAAUGAAUCAUCUGGCAGAACAGCGGGCACCGGGUCACCAAGCUCAACAGCGGGCAACAAGUCAUCUGGCAGAACAGCGGGCAACGAGUCAUCUGGCACGUCAGCGGGCACCGAGUCAUCUGGCACGACAGCGGGCACCGAGUCAUCUAGCAGAACCGCGGGCACCGGGUCAUCUGGCAUCAGGUUAUCUGGCUCGACAGCAGGCACCGAGUCAUCUGGCACUGGGUCAUCAGGC
Staurois parvus is the source of this 635-nucleotide messenger RNA. Lineage: Eukaryota; Metazoa; Chordata; Amphibia; Anura; Ranidae. The record is from the annotation of a GenBank genome assembly.